AUGAAGGACAAUACUAACGAGCAUUUCAUGUCCCAAACACAGCUGCAUUCUCAUGGUACAAAACGGCACACCCUAUUCUGGUUUAGGAAGGGAUUACGUCUGCAUGACAACCCGGCCUUGAUUGCUGCAAUAGAAAACGCCACAACAUAUCGAUGUGUUUAUAUUUUAGACCCCUGGUUUGCCGGGGCAUCGCAAGUAGGAAUCAACAAGUGGAGAUUCUUAUUGGAAUGUUUGGAAGAUUUGGACAGCAGCUUGAGGAAAUUGAACAGUCGCCUUUUUGUGGUCAGAGGUCAGCCAGCAGACGUCUUGCCGAGAUUGUUCCAGGAAUGGGGCAUCAACACAUUGGCAUUUGAAGAAGAUCCAGAGCCAUAUGGCAAAGAAAGAGAUGCUGCAAUCUCAGCCAUGGUUAGGGAAUUCAACAUCCAGGUUAUUGCUAAAUCAUCACAUACACUUUAUGACCCCAAGAUAGUCAUCGCAGCCAAUGGCAACAGUCCACCUCUGACAUAUAAACGAUUCCAAUCCAUUCUGGCCACGUUGGAACCUCCACGCCAGCCAUGUGAAACUCUCACAGGACAGAUGUUGGUAAAUGUGAGCACACCUGUUGCAGAUGAUCAUGACGACAGAUUCAGUGUCCCAUCGUUAGAUGAGCUGGGUUUUGACACCGACACUUUGGGUCCAGCACAGUUUCGUGGUGGAGAAUCUGAGGCACUAGCAAGACUUUACAGACAUUUAGAAAGAAAAGCAUGGGUUGCCAGUUUUGAGAGGCCAAAGAUGAGUCCCCAGUCACUAUAUCCAAGUGGAACAGGUCUGAGUCCCUAUCUUAGAUUUGGCUGUUUGUCCCCUCGUACAUUUUACUGGAAACUGGCAGAGUUGUACAAGAAGGUUAAGAAAGGAGUAGAUCCCCCACUCGCCUUACAUGGUCAGUUGUUGUGGAGGGAGUUUUUCUACACUGUGGCUACAAACAAUCCAAACUUUGACCGCAUGGUCGGCAACUCUAUCUGUGUACAGAUUCCCUGGGAACACAACCCAGAGGCUUUGGCUAAAUGGGCGGAGGGCCUGACAGGAUUUCCCUGGAUUGAUGCCAUCAUGGUUCAGCUUCGAAAGGAAGGUUGGAUUCACCAUCUGGCUCGACAUGCUGUAGCGUGUUUCCUCACGCGUGGGGACCUGUGGAUAUCCUGGGAGGAAGGCAUGAAGGUGUUCGAUGAGAUGUUGCUGGAUGCAGACUGGAGCGUCAAUGCUGGAAUGUGGAUGUGGCUGUCAUGUUCUGCAUUUUUCCAGCAAUUUUUCCACUGUUACUGUCCUGUUGGGUUUGGCAAGCGAGCAGAUCCUUCCGGAGACUUUGUCAGACAUUAUUUACCCGUUCUUAAAGGGAUUCCAACCCAGUACAUAUAUGAGCCUUGGACAGCACCAGAGUCAGUUCAGAAGGCAGCAAAAUGCAUCAUAGGCAAGGACUACCCACUGCCUAUGGUGCAGCAUGCUGAAGCUUGCAGGGUGAACUUAGAACGAAUGAGACAAGUUUAUAAAAGACUGGUCCUCAAAUCAACAGCAAACAAAAGAAUAUUUCUGGAUCUGCCAAAGAUUCCUAAAGUGAGUAUGUUCCUGAGUAAAGCAAAAAUGUUUCUGAGCAGUUCCUCGGAUGAAGAGGUCCAUCAGAAACAAAGGAGGAGGAAGCCAGUAGAUGAAGAAUUCACACAUCAAUCAUAA
Molecule: messenger RNA, 1704 nt
Organism: Candidula unifasciata
Lineage: Eukaryota; Metazoa; Mollusca; Gastropoda; Stylommatophora; Geomitridae
Source: the annotation of a GenBank genome assembly